AUGAAUUCUGACUCAAGCUCUGUCUCCAGCAGAGCUUCCUCUCCGGACAUGGAUGAGAUGUAUCUAAGAGACCAUCAUCAUCAUCAUCACCAUCACCACCAAGAUAGUCGUCUCAACUCGGUCUCCUCCACCCAAGGGGACCUAGUGCAAAAGAUGUCUGGGGAAGGCCUCUCCCGUAGCGGCUCCAAAGCGGGAGGCGAAAGCAGCAAAUACAAAAUCAAAAAGCAGCUCUCAGAACAGGACCUGCAGCAGCUCCGGCUGAAGAUCAACGGGAGAGAGCGCAAGAGGAUGCACGACUUAAAUCUCGCCAUGGACGGACUUCGAGAGGUCAUGCCCUACGCCCACGGACCCUCGGUCAGGAAGCUGUCCAAAAUCGCCACUCUCCUGCUAGCCAGAAACUACAUCUUGAUGCUCACCAGCUCCCUGGAGGAGAUGAAGAGGUUGGUGGGCGAGAUCUAUGGGGGGCAUCACUCUGCUUUCCACUGCGGGACUGUCGGGCACUCUGCGGGGCAUCCAACCCACGCGGCAAACGCUGUGCACCAGGUACACCCCAUCUUAGGCAGCGCUCUUUCUUCUACCAACACCUCUUCACCACUUUCAGCGUCUCUCCCCGGGAUUGGCACUAUCCGGCCGCCUCACUCUCUGCUCAAAGCCCCCUCCACACCUCCGGCCCUGCAGCUGGGCAGCGGCUUCCAGCAUUGGGCCGGACUGCCGUGCCCCUGCACUAUCUGCCAGAUGCCCCCACCGCCGCACCUGUCCGCUCUCACCACAGCCAACAUGGCCCGCCUGUCCGCGGAAUCCAAGGACUUGCUCAAGUGACCCUUGGCCCCCAGACUGGAGAGGAUUCAAGAAAGAGUCGGGAUGGGGAGCGAGAGAUGGUUGGAGGUGCAGGAGAGACCCUGAACCUCCUACGCCCUUUGAGAUGCCAGAGAAAACACUUUAAACUAGGGAGGGGGAGCAAAUCUACCCGUGAUGGGGUAGGGGGAUUCGAACAAGACGUCCUGUGUUUGCAUGCAUGCUUCUUUUUGCCAUUGAAGCCACUUGCCACAUGGUCUUGUCAAAAUUGCAUUUGUUGUAUAAACAGGGAUGAGGGUAGUGAGGGAAAAAAAAUCGGCCUUGAAAAGGUAAUGUCUUAUUUGGAUCCUCAGGCUCUGUUUUCUUACUUUGGGGGGGCGGGGGAGGAAAAAGAUAUCCUUAAUGUGAAAAGUCAAUGUAUAUAUUUCAUUGAAAUUGAUGCAAUUCUGAUCAUCAUUGUACCUACUGUCCACAGGUUCCUAGACUUCCUUUAAAACUAAACUCAAUUUCGGGAUCUCUUCCGCUGCGGGGUCCAGGGAAUGAUUUCUUAGUGGAUGCUCGUUUAAACAUAGGUCAAAAGAAUGCUUGCAUGCUUCUCAAUGAAUCUCGUUUAUUAUGUUCUGGCCUGGGUGCCUCACUCCUUGUAACCAGGAUUUACUAGUGAAUUCUCUAAAGUAUUCCAUAGUCUCGUCUGUGGCAGUUUAAAAUGGAAACGGGGGCAUCUAGUGCAAAAAACUCAAACUCUUGAGCAUUCACGCACACGGUGCCCCCUCCCGUCCCUCUU
Messenger RNA from Sarcophilus harrisii (Tasmanian devil), 1579 nucleotides. RefSeq names its product oligodendrocyte transcription factor 3 (gene OLIG3). Gene Ontology annotation, molecular function: protein dimerization activity. Lineage: Eukaryota; Metazoa; Chordata; Mammalia; Dasyuromorphia; Dasyuridae. The coding region runs from base 1 to 819 and encodes 272 amino acids. The record is from RefSeq and is a predicted model, not a curated record. The transcript has a single exon.